CCCAACGCACGGUCCCUCUAGAAACAACUUUCAGACACUUCCAGAAAGAAAUCGUUAGAAAAAAAGAAGCUGCCAACUCAGACAGAAUUGAGGUGUUGGCGAGAGAAGCAUUGAUGCUCAAACAAGAAGAUUGAUUCUAUUGAGAAACAGACUAAUCAGCAAGAAACUAAUGUCAUCAUCAGGAAGCAGCAACAAACCAAGAACGGUGAAGUUACGGUGCCCUUCUGCGUCCAGCAUAGUGUCCUUCUUUGCAUGGGACGAGCAGAGACUCGACUUGGGAUCUAUAGCCAGGACUUUUGGUUUAGACCCGUCAACGCUGAAGCUGAAUGGUUACUUUAUAAGUAGAGGGGCUGAUCUUAUCUCCUCCUCUGUUACGUGGCGAUCGCUUCUUAGUUUUUUCUCUGCAAAGGGUUUGUCUACUGGUAAAGAUGAUAAGGAAGCUCUUAUUGUAGAUGGCAAGCUCUCCAAAGUUGGGACUAAGCGGGCAUAUGACCCCCAAAGCGCUUCAAGUAGGAGUAACUACAGAGCUGAAGUUGAGGGCAUUGGUGUGAGUAAUAGCAGGCAACAGCGUCAAGAUAUUGACUCGCUCAUGAAUAAAAGGAUGAAAGAAAGCAACUCGGGAUGUGAUGAAAGUUAUCAGAUGCCCAAAUGGAAUGGCCAUGGCUUCAAGAGGAAGCGGUCGAUAGAACUUCAUGUCAACUUGCUCAAGAAGUUGAAAAUAAAUGGAGCCAACUCAGGUACAUGUCCAGACUUCAGAGGUGAUAUCCUGUCAGUUUCAUCCUGCACCCUGGAUUUGUGAGGCUUUUAUGAACAUCUGAAAUGAUCAUCUCAACACUAGCGCUGUUGUUAUCGCCCUUUCUUAUUCCAGCUUUUUAGUCUUUCAAACUUCAAAUACAGUCAGCCAUUGAAUGCAGUUGCAUGAGUGGCAAUUUGAAACUGAUGAGAGAAGGUGAUCUGA
Messenger RNA from Populus euphratica (Euphrates poplar), 958 nucleotides. RefSeq lists its product as uncharacterized. The coding region runs from base 170 to 799 and encodes 209 amino acids. The transcript has 3 exons. The record is from RefSeq and is a predicted model, not a curated record. Lineage: Eukaryota; Viridiplantae; Streptophyta; Magnoliopsida; Malpighiales; Salicaceae.